This is a messenger RNA of Brachypodium distachyon (stiff brome), 6271 nucleotides long. RefSeq names its product probable polyol transporter 6. The transcript is spliced from 8 exons. Gene Ontology annotation, cellular component: membrane. Gene Ontology annotation, molecular function: myo-inositol:proton symporter activity. NCBI's taxonomy places the organism in Eukaryota, Viridiplantae, Streptophyta, Magnoliopsida, Poales, Poaceae. The record is from RefSeq and is a predicted model, not a curated record. Gene Ontology annotation, biological process: transmembrane transport. The coding region runs from base 4612 to 6126 and encodes 504 amino acids.
AUUCGCCUCCAUUCCUCUCUUCCGGAUCAAAGCCGCGCUCCAAUCUCCUCCCGCCGCACCGCCGUCAUCCGAGCUCCAGACGGCCUCAAGGCGGACCUUCCUCCCACGCCCAACAACACAUCUGCCUGCGAGGAGGCAACAAGAAGAGGCUAGGAGAUCCAGAGGCCAUGGAGAGCAAGCACCCGACGGCGGCGGAGGCGGCGGCGGCUGGUGGAAAGGGGAUCCGAUCGCCUCGAGUUCAUCACCGGCCAUGCCCGCGGCCUCCCUUCCGACGAUCACCGAUCUACUAAAAUGCUAAAGCAUAUAUUAUGGCUUCUUAAGCAUUAUGCCGUUUUACAGCUUCACCGCUUAGUUCUACUGCUUCAUCACAGCUAUUCAAAGGUGGCAUUGGUACUGAGAAGUUGAGCCAUUUGGAGAAGUCAGAACCCAGUGCCUGCUCCCCGAAAUUCAGCCAACUGAUGGGUCCUGUCAAAAAUACUCAACCAUAAAGCCCAUACUAGCAAGAAGACCUUCUCCAGAUAUUGAAGACAAACAGUGCAGUUCCUGAAAUCCAGCGAGUCUGAACUGCCAUUGCGAAGGUCUGAUGAUGAAACUCUCAGCAAUAAGACUAGUAAUAAUGGAUCAGCAAGUGUUCAGUAUCGGAGGGAGAUGGGAACGAAACCGGAUUGGUGUCUCAAACCUGUCUAACCAAUCAGGGGUUUUCAGCUUCUUUGGGAACUCGGAAGGAACUCCUGGAUUUUACUCCGCACAAAAUGAUCCAGGCUGCAUCAGCGACAGAAUAUAACCGCCUUAUAGCAUCUGUUGCCAUCACGUUUCUGGUGGUUCUUCAAAAUGGGGACUAAAUAUCUGUGGCACUAUCACCAGAAAAUUAGUUAGUACAAUAGCACUCCUCUUUCUUACUAUUAUAACCAACAUAACCAUCGUCAUGUCCUUGUUGAUGGAGAACAUGGAUCCCAAUGCGAGGGCCGAGGGUCAGGAUGGCUGGUAGCAACAUUGGUUCUGCGGAUUGCUUAGGAUUAAUGUUGGAGGUAGGUUUUCUGCUAUAGAAAUAUGUGGGGGCUCUGCUGAUGGACUGCGGUGUUUGCGCUGUCAUCUUGAUCUGUUUUCUUGGAAUUUAAAUUGUAGCUUUCUCCUACUCUUUUUUUUUUGAGAGAGAAAACUGUAGGACAGGCUCCGGUAGUGAUUUUAGUAAACGAAAAAUAUAUAUAUGAUAUACAAAAUAAGGGGAAAAGAACCCCAGGGACACAAGAGGACACAGAACACAACAAACAGAGGAGGACCAACCAAACAGGAAGAGUUAAGUUACAGCAUCAAUCGACUCCAGCCAUUCAGCAAUGGCAGGCCUAAUAGCCACCUUAAACCUAGGAAGGUGAUACAGCAAUUCAUGCCUGAAGCCGGCAAGCUAGCGAUUAACAGGAGGAGGUUCCCAAUCAAAGACUAACUCAUUGUGCUGCUUCCAAAUAUGGCGUGCAGCACAACUAAAAAUUGCCAUGAAACCAGGCCCUCGGAAAUUAUUCCUGGCAGAAAUGAUCCUGUCCUUGUGAUCAUCCGAAGGCACCCAGUGAAUGCCAAUCUUUCCCAGCAGCGAACACUGAAGGAGCAACUGAAGAAAAGAUGGCAGCAGUAUUCGAGCAAUCCAGCAGCACAGAGACGGCAAGGCAAGACGUUUAAUCUUUACAGUGCCUCCUAUCCAUCAUAUCAAAAGUGUUUACCCGAUCAUUAAGCAAAAGCCAAAAGAAAACCUUGAGUUUUGGAACACAUUUACUCUUCCAAAUCCAGCCAAGAACUCUGUCCGGAGGAAGAUCCUUGAAACAAAAGCCAUGGAAUCUCUUGGAUGAAAAAGAAUUCACAUCAUUACUGCAGGACAAAGAAUCGCUCUCUGAGUCAAACCAAAUCUAAAGAGUAGAUAUUAUCACAUAUUUCUUGAAACUCAUGAAAAGCUUCAGCCGAGAGAGGGAGAUUGGAAAGAGCCAACAGGUUCUCCGAAUCCUUCACAUCUUUGACAGAGAGCCUCUCCGACUUGGCAAAAGAGUAACAUCUAGGAAAGCGAGGGGCAAGACACCAUGCGCACAGUCAUCUCCCCAGAAUAAAGCAGACCUGCCAUCUCUAACUUGUAACUUUCAUGUUGAUCUUGUUCCGUGGAUUCUGAGGAAUUUAAAUAUAUCGCGGAGAUGUUUGUAAAAGUUACUUUCUUGUCUAAGGAAAAUGGGGUAACAUAAUCCACCACACGCGUUGUACAGUUCACUGUGUUGAAGUUAAAACAGGUAAAAAAAUCUUGGAUGAUCUCAGGGCAGUGCAUAUAUCUGUGAUGAAACCACAUGAUGGUAAAGCUGUUUACUCGGUUUCUUUCAUUAUGGGUUAUGGCACGUGAGCAACCAAAUCAUGCAAAUCUUGUUACAGUGUGGAUAUCCUCACUCCAUUGAACGUCGAACACACGAUCCAGCACCUGCGUAAUGAGAUGGAUGCGACGGUCUCUACUGUUGAAUGCCGCGCUAAGCUAGAGAAGGCGAUCAAUGCAUGCUACAACAAAUACCUUAUGGGCUGAUGUCAACAUGCCUUGGAGGAAAUCGUAAGGACAAUGAUGCCGUUUUAUGUUUGUGGCAUACAAAUUAAUGCCGUUUUAUCUUUUGAACAAACAUUCAUCGUAUUUUUUAACUUGUUUGUCAAACGCAUUUUAGUUGCUAGUUGUUGUUUUGAAUAGUUUCUUGGUCAAAAUCUCUUGAACAAAAGCCAAGCUGAUUCCCAUGUUUGAGCAUUGAGUACAGAGCUGCAAUUGCAUCUCAAGAUCAGCAUAUGGCUAUAGUGUGUGAGGAUGCGUAUUGAUUGUGGUUGCCUCAUCUUCUACCUAAAUGUUCCACAAGAUGUGUGGUGGGUAUCUCAUUUAGGAUUGCUAAGCUUUGUGCAGGGAAAUGUUUCCUCAAUUGCUCAAAAUAGUCUUUCUGACUGCCUAUUGAGGGAAUGGUUUCCUCGAUAUGUUUGGUUAAGUUCAGUGGAAAUAAAUUCCAUUUGCUGAAUAAGAUAGUCCACAUUUAUCACCAGAAUCCUAAAUGGUUAAGGAUAUAAACCAUAAGUUGAUUACCAGGAGUGUAAUCAAUGGGACAUCAGCACAACUUCCAUUUCCGGCUCUUUUAGUCUGAUCCCAUGCAGAGCUACAGGCCCUCUUCUUUCCAUUUGGCAUUGUCUAUUCGUUUCAUUUAAGAUUGUUUAUUCUAAGUUGUAGUCCACCCUAGAUUUUUUUAUUAUUCACCAGUGCCGUUAAUUUCAAGCUCUUCAUGCUGUUAUAUUUAGAGAUCUCUUACAUUUAGCCUUCAAUUCAUUACAUUCCUUGUUUUAGUUCAAAGGAAGAAACUGUAUACUUUGUUUUUCUUCUUUGACCAAACCACACCAUGUAUUUGUUCCUGAGAGGCAUCCGUCUUGUUCUUUGUUGUUAAUUACAGGAUCUGUCAUCGCAGGUAAAAAUGGCUUCUUUCUCAUGCUCAGCUCCAGCGUGUAUCCUUUCUGCCAAUUCCUAUUUAUCCCUUCCUUUGAUUUUUCCAUUUGUUUUCUUGAUCAGUGCUCAGGGUCAAGAUUGCCCUCUAGUCACGUGCAGAUAUUUCUCUGCCAACAGACUGAGCAUAAGACACGUUCUCAAUUUCUGGGUGCAUAUAGACAAUCUGAGAUUACGAAAAGUGCUGUUGGAAGUCGUUGAGGACAUAUUUCGGUUGUCGUAGAUGUCGUAAUAUAUCUCGUUACUGUUGUUGUGUGUCUAAUGAUAUGGCAAUUCGCUAAAUCUCUUGUAAUCUCCAGUGCUCUAGUGCUCAGUUCUGUUGGUGCAAUCUUUUUCUGAGCAUAAAUACAUUUCCGGUAUCUUCAGUGAUCUAGUGCUCGGUUCUGUUGAUGCAAUCUUUUUCUGAGCAUAAUUACAUUUCCGGAACCCGUCAAUGGAUUCUUUGUUCAACGACAGAGCCCUAACACCUAAAUGGCAGAUCUACCGCAAAAACCUACGACAAACAACACAUCCACGUUCCGGAUGUCAAAUACUAAAAGACGAAACACCUCAAGCCGUAAUAGGAAAUGUCAUCGACACCCAUCCUCGCGCGUGAUUGAAAACUUCCGGAUGUCGGAUACUAAAAGACUUGCCACGGACGCCGCGAGCAGCUUUGACAGAAGUUUCUGGAAUAGUUUCUCUGCAAUCCAGACAAGAAUCAAUAGUUGAGCAAAUGACAUAAAUAAACAGUUGUCGCAGAAAAAUAUAUACGGAGUACUUCAGAAACCAACAUUGUUCCUAAUUUUCGGAAUAUAACCCAUAGGAUAGCCACGUGGCGGCGUGUGGGUUGCUAGACUGGUAGCCGCUUUACAUGUGUGGAUCGCGUAUAGAGCUCGAGUGACCGAUUCCUGUGGUAGAUCAACUUCUAAUAGCUAGCCAGUGAUCGAUCUAUAUACUACCGCUAUGGAUGGACUUGGCCGCGAGAAGCGCGCGCCCGGUCAUCAAGCCGUUGUGGAUUACUGCAAUAUGGGAUUCGAUAAGAUCGAUCAACCUAUAUGGAUAAGAGGUGCCAGCCGAUCGAGCUAUAUACUCGCGCGCGAAGAGAAUUCCAGCCAAAGAGGUGUACCGUGUCCGUAUAGCUUGGCAUGGGAGAGGAUGAGGAGCAGAGGAAGAAUGGCAGCGAUGUGGAUGAGGGGAGGAAGAAGAAGAACAAGUACGCCGUGGCCUGCUCCAUCAUCGGCUCCAUCAUCUCCAUCCUCAUGGGCUACGACACGGGCGUGAUGAGCGGCGCGAUGCUGUUCAUCAAGGAGGACCUCAAGACGAACGACACCCAGGUACAGGUCCUGGCGGGGAUCCUCAACGUGUGCGCGCUGGCGGGUUCCCUCACCGCGGGCCGCGUCUCGGACCUCGUGGGCCGCCGCCGGACCAUCUCGCUGGCGGCCUGCAUUUUCCUGGCAGGCUCCGUCCUCAUGGGCCUCUCCCCCAACUUCGCCACGCUCCUGGCCGGCCGCUGCGUGGCCGGCGUGGGCGUCGGCUACGCGCUCAUGAUCGCGCCCGUCUACGCCGCCGAGAUCGCCUCCGCCGACAUCCGCGGCUCCCUCACCUCGCUCCCGGAGAUCUGCAUAAGCUUCGGGAUCCUCAUCGGCUACGUCGCCAACUACUUCCUCGCCAAGCUGCCGCUCGUCUACGGCUGGCGCACCAUGCUCGGGCUCGGCGCGCUCCCGAGCGCCGCGCUCGCGCUCGGCGUGCUCGCCAUGCCGGAGUCGCCCCGGUGGCUCGUCAUGCAGGGCCGGGCCGACGAGGCGCUCGUCGUCCUCAACAAGGUGUGCGACGACGGAGCCGAGGCUGAGGUCCGGCUCACCGAGAUCAAGGCCGCCGCUGGGGGCGGCGGCGGUGGCAGUGGGAAGGGCGUGCUGAAGGAGCUGUUCGUGCGCCCGACGCCGGCCGUGCGGCGCAUCCUGGUGGCCGCCCUGGGCGUGCAUUUCUUCCAACACCUUACGGGCAUCGAGGCCGUGGUGCUCUACAGCCCCCGGAUCUUCAAGGCGGCCGGCAUCGCCACCCGCAAUGAGAUCCUGGCGGCGACCAUCGGCGUCGGGGUCACCAAGACGGUGUUCAUCAUGACGGCCAUCCUGCUGGUCGACCGCGUGGGGCGGCGGCCGCUCUACCUGUCCAGCCUGGCCGGCAUCGUGGCCUCGCUGACCUGCCUCGGGCUCGGCCUCACCGUCAUCGAGCGGGCGGCGUCGUCGUCGUCUCCGGCGCCGGCGUGGGCGGUGGCGCUGGCCAUCACGACGGUGUUCGCCUUCGUGGCGUCCUUCUCCGUCGGCGUGGGGCCCAUCACGUGGGCAUACAGCUCCGAGGUGUACCCGCUGCGGCUGCGCGCGCAGGGCGCCAGCGUCGGCGUCGCCACCAACAGGAUCAUGAACGCCGGCGUGUCCAUGACGUUCGUGACGCUGUACAAGGCGAUCACCAUCGGCGGGGCCUUCUUCCUCUUCGCGGGGCUGGCCGUGGUCGCGGCGGCAUUCUUCUACUUCUUCUGCCCGGAGACGCAGGGCAGGCCGCUGGAGGACAUCGAGGAGGUGUUCAGCACCGGCUGGCGCGCGCGGCAGCGGCACCAUCGAUCGUCGUCGUCGGUGCCCGACGACUGCAAGGGACGGCCAUGAUCCACACACGAGAUCUGCAGUUCCCGGCGCCGUAGAUUCUCUCUAGCUAGGGCAUUAUGGACUAAUUACGUUAAGUUAUUUUUUUUAUUCCCUCAGUCCGAAAUUAAUUGACAUGGAUUUGUAUAAGAAUUUAUACGAGUUUUCU